Messenger RNA from Solanum stenotomum, 630 nucleotides. RefSeq lists its product as uncharacterized. The coding region runs from base 1 to 630 and encodes 209 amino acids. Lineage: Eukaryota; Viridiplantae; Streptophyta; Magnoliopsida; Solanales; Solanaceae. The transcript has a single exon. The record is from RefSeq and is a predicted model, not a curated record.
AUGAAAGCCAUUCUUGGCUCUCAAGGUGUUUGGGACAUUGUAGACAAAGGGUAUACAAAGCUCGCUAAUGAGGAAACUUUGCCCUCAAAUGAAAAGGAGGUCUUGUUGAAGACAAGAAAGAAAGAUCAACAUGCCCUCAAUCUUAUCCAUCAAUGUUUGGAUGAUGACAUGUUUGAGAAGGUGGUUGAUGCAACCACCUCAAAAGAAGAUUGGGAGAUUUUACAAAAUUCUCUUCAAAGAGUUGAUAAAGUAAAGAAGAUAAAACUUCAAACUCUAAGGGGUAGCUUUGAAGUUUUAAAAAUGAACAAAUCUAAAUCGAUUUUGGAUUUCUGUUCAAGAUUUAUGGUUGUGGUAAAUCAACUAAAAAGAUAUAGGGAGAAAGUAGAUGAUGUGCGUGCGGUAGAAGAGAUCCUUCAUUCUUUAACACCUAAAUUUGAUUAUGUGGUAUGUUCUAUUGAGGAGUCUAAAGAUUUAGACUCUAUGAUGGUAGAACAAUUGGAAGGUUCUUUACUCGCCCACGAAGAGAAAAUGAAAAGGAGAAAAGAAGAGCCACUAGAGCAACUUCUUAAAACCCAUGCAUCCUUCAAAGGAUUUAAAGGUGAGAAAAGCUACAAAGGAAAUGGACAAUGA